Messenger RNA from Cyclopterus lumpus (lumpfish), 2417 nucleotides. Its product is annotated as histone-lysine N-methyltransferase SUV39H1-like. The coding region runs from base 45 to 1280 and encodes 411 amino acids. NCBI's taxonomy places the organism in Eukaryota, Metazoa, Chordata, Actinopteri, Perciformes, Cyclopteridae. Gene Ontology annotation, molecular function: protein binding; histone H3K9 methyltransferase activity; zinc ion binding. Gene Ontology annotation, cellular component: nucleus. The record is from RefSeq and is a predicted model, not a curated record. The transcript has 6 exons.
CACCAAUGUAAUUUCUCCUUAUUUUGGCGGCUGUGGGGGAAAACAUGGCGGAACAUUUGAAAGCCUGCAGCGUGCCCUGGAAGAUGUCCUGGGACGAGCUGGAGGCCCUGUGCCGCAGAGAGAGGCUCUACUGCCGGCAGCUCGGGGUGAAGAGGGCCAAUGUCAACGAGUUUGAUGUGGAGUUCCUCUGCAACUACAAGAGGACGAAGGAGGAGGAAUUCUACCUGGUAAAGUGGAAGGGCUUCCCAGAGUCUGAUAACACCUGGGAACCCAAGAGGAACCUUAAAUGCCCCAAACUGAUGAAGCAGUUCCACUUGGACCUAGAUCAGGAGCUGAGGCGCCACAAGAGACGCGGCACCCCUAAAAAACUGGAUUUGGACGUUGCCACAUUCCUCGUCCAAAAAGCCAAAGUCCGUAAGCGUCUGCAGCGGUGGGAGGGCCAUCUGAACCACAAGCGCAACCACCCAGGUCGCAUUUUUGUCAUGAAUGAAGUGGACCUCGAGGGCCCCCCAAAAAACUUCACCUACAUCAACAACUACAAAGUAGGCCAGGGCAUCGUGUUGGAUGAGAUGGCUGUGGGCUGCGAGUGUAAGAACUGUUUGAAGGAGCCCGUAAACGGGUGCUGUCCUGGGGCCUCCCUGCACCGCAUGGCCUACAACGACAAGGGACAGGUCCGGGUCCGGGCGGGACAGCCCAUAUACGAGUGUAACUCCAAUUGCAGCUGCAGAUCUGACUGUCCUAACAGGGUGGUGCAGAAGGGCAUCCAGUUCGACUUGUGCAUCUUUAAAACGGAGAACGGCCGGGGGUGGGGCGUCCGCACACUGCAGCGCAUCAAGAAGAACACGUUCAUCAUGGAGUACGUGGGAGAGAUCAUCACAACAGAUGAAGCGGAGAGGAGGGGUCAUGUGUACGACCGCCAGGGCUCCACAUACCUGUUUGACCUGGACUAUGUGGAGGACGUGUACACGGUGGACGCUGCUCACCAAGGCAACGUCUCCCACUUUGUGAACCACAGUUGUAACCCCAACCUGCAAGUAUUUAAUGUGUUCAUCGACAACAUUGAUGAGAGGCUCCCAAGAAUUGCUUUAUUUUCAACGCGGGCUAUUCGGGCCGGAGAGGAGCUCACUUUUGACUACAAGAUGCAAAUUGACCCGGUGGACACAGAAAGCACCAAAAUGGACUCCAGUUUCAAUGUGGCGGGUCUGCCCAGCUCUCCGAAGAAGAGGAUCCGAGUGGAGUGUCGGUGUGGAUCGGACUUGUGUCGGAAAUACCUGUUCUGACAAAAGACCAUCUGGGUCAAGAUGGACAAAAUUGUACAGAUUUGUAUAUUACUUUUUAAAUUUUCUUUUUGUUUUACGGAAGCUGGAUUGUAUAGAUUUGUUUAUGACUUUUUUUAUUUUGUUUUUUUACGAAAGCUGAAAUUCACCAUUUCCUUUUUAAAUGUGACAAACCCUUCCUCGGUGAGAACCACACUCCAGAUGAUCUACUUGAACAGGAGCCUGUUUCCAGUGAGUUGAGCUGCAUCAGUGGAUCGUUUGAGUGAUUUUAAACCUCUUUCAGUGAGCAUGUCCCUUUUCUCUGCAUUAGGAACAAUAACGUGACACGACUAUUUGCCCAAGCCUUUCAUCACUGUUAAAUGAUAAUCCCACUUUAUUAUUUUCCCAUAAUUUGUACCAGUGAAAACAUGACUCUCUGAGUGUAGAAUGUGAGACACAACUCCAGCUUCGUCCAACUCAUUAUUCAAGGGACAUAAAGGUGAAGAGAGAAACAGACCCACUUCCUGCUUCAGCUCUGACCGGCUCUGCUUACAACGAGGAGUUGGUAGCAUAUUAUCCCUCCAUUCUCCAACUAGUCUGGUCUCUCUUCACCUCUUUGGAUUAUUUCUGUGCUCACAGAUCUCCGUUAUUAUCUUGGGCAGUGCCAUAACCAGUAGACAUGAUAGACAAAAGUAUGUAAAUUACAUCCACGUGUGGAUGUUUUCAAACUGCAUAGUUUUAAUGGUCCAUUUCACCCUGUCUUGGUGUGUGGAAGUGGACCCAGCUCAGAGGACAUUGAAUCAGUAAUUGUCAAACUGAAAUGACCAAACAUCCGUACCAACAGUUACUAAAAUACUGUGUCUGAAAAGCAUUACCAUAAUACACAAUGUAUAUCCCCAAUCGUUCCCAUGACAACUGAUGAGAGGCUCCUAGUCCACCGGUAAGUUGGUGUGCAGGUCACCAGGGAAAGGUCCGAACAUAUGUUAGUGAAUAUGGUAAAUAUGAAUAUGUGUUCUAUUUGCGUUCCUCUGUACAGUAUCUGUGUUGUGGUCAGGUGAGUCUUUUACAGUGUUUAUAUUUAAACGCUGUCGGUGUUAGUACUUCUGUGCAUGCCUUUUUAUAGGUGAACAUAAACAAUGUAAAUAAAUGUAUUGAAGAUAA